CAGUGGCUGGGCAGUAGUGGUUCGGGGAUACAGGGGCAUAUUGUCGACUGAGAAACAUUUCAAGGUUUGAUGAGUUGUGCUCCUUUUCCAUUGGGACUGUAGUGCAAUCUUCACUUAUACGACAUGUGAUCUGAAAGCCUGAGGCAGAACAAUCCCUGUUUUCACAGGAGAAGCUUUUCUAGGAUGCAAAAGCUUUCACACCCUCCUCCUUGUUUCUAAAAGCUAUCUUCUCUUCAAAAAGAAAAAAAAAAAAGAGCUUAGGAUGGCAUCAACAUCACAGCCUCUGCGAGGUAAAAGGGCAUGCAAAAAAAUAUUUUGGGCAGUAUUUCCACAUGCCUGCUUCAUUCUGUCUCUCGUGAUCUAUGCUUUCCUUGGGGCUCUCAUGUUUUCCCACAUUGAAGGUAACCGGAAGGUAAAUUUAAGUGAAGAAUAUAGAAAUUUUCUGCAGAAUCUGUGGUACAUCUCCAGAAAUUUAUCAGAUAACAUGACGGAAAAUGAGGAGUCAUUUAAGGAAGAAAUCUAUGUACUGCUCAGCACAGCUAAAAGAGACUGGUUUGUCAAUCCAAAAGAUAUAUGGAGUUUCUUUGGGUCUCUCUUCUUUUGCUGCACAGUAUUCACCACUGUGGGUUAUGGCAAUACCUAUCCUGUGACAAGGACUGGAAAAUAUCUCUGCAUGUUGUAUGCUUUAUUUGGAAUCCCUUUGAUGUUCUUGGUCCUGACAGACAUGGGAGACAUCCUUGCGACUGUCUUGUCCAAGUCUUACAAUGAAUUCAGAAAGCUACAGUCAAAACUUCUAGCCUUUAAUCUCUGUUCUGGACCCACAUGUAACAGAGGGGACAGAUCAAAAUCCAGAGUGCUGUCUAAAGCAGCUGCAAAUGAACCCUUGAAUAUUGUGGAAAUGCUGAAAAAUCAGUCAGCUGUUAAAAGAAAGCCAGUCCAAUAUCGCAAUGCUGAAAUUUUUGAGCUGUUAAUUGCCAGAGAAAAUGAAUACAAAAAGCCAUCAAGAAGUAAAAGCAUAGAGAGAUGGAGCUCAUGUCCUGAACUAGACAGGGGAAAAACAAUGUCCAGAGUAAUUGAGAAUUUUGACAAAAUAGGAAAAGAGUUAGAAAAAUUAGAUGUGCCCAUUGUGUUAAUGGUGCUGGUUAUCUUCGUGUACAUCUCCUGUGCAGCUGCCAUUCUCCCAAACUGGGAAACCAGAUUGGAUUUCCAGGAAGCCUUUUAUUUCUGCUUUAUCACCUUGACAACUAUUGGGUUUGGAGAUACACAACUGGAACAUCCCAAGUUUUUCUUGUUUUUCUCCCUCUAUAUUAUUAUCGGCAUGGAAAUUGUCUUCAUUGCUUUUAAGUUGGGCCAGGACCGCUUAAUUGGCUUAUAUAAAAAGGUGAUUUCAUUUUGUGGAGAGAAAAGGAUGCCGUCAAAGAAGGUAUAUCCAAAGAAGUUAUAUCCAAAAUAAGCGUAGUCAUUUCUCCCUCACUCAUAUGCAUUUGCACCUGCGAUGAGAUGAAACUGUUCUUGUGCAUUUCCGCUCCCUGCCUUGGGCUUGCAGGAGGCACAUUUUCCUCUGAUUUCCCAUGCCAAUCUGCUGUAAACUGGUUGGAUGCCUCAGGAGACACUUGGUGUAGGCAUCUCCAGGGAGUACUUUCCAACAAGGGUCCCAUCUCCUAAAUAAUACAAGCAGAUAAUGCAUGAUGAAAGAGCAGAAAGCUCUCCCUGCCAGCACUCCCCAGCACCUUUUGCAAAGCUCUGACUUUCAGCAGGCUUCCUGUUCUCUCUCCCACAACAAGCCAACUGGGGAUUUUUUUUAGCACUUCUCCAUGCAGAGCCCAGAUCCCUGUCUCGUCCUGGCACCCUGCCUGCAGCCAGGGACAGCUGGGUCGUGGCUGUCAGUGCUGAACUGCGAGCGCAUGCUGUGGUAACAGGAUUCAUCAGCAGAGAGAGCUGGGGAGAAGUGUGAACCCAGCUGCUGGUCCGUCAUGGUUGCGUGUAUUGCAAGCAUCUUCGUGCUGUCCAGAGAAAUUUUAAAAUUAAAGAAAGGAAAGUAAAUUUUCACCUCUUGCUCUGUCCCUGGUCCAUAAAUCAGUCAGAAAGUUGCUCAUCUAUCUGCACUGUUUUCCACCGUCACUUACCACAACUGUACUCAGCCCAGUCAAGGUGUGAUCCAUGGUGUCCAGCCAUAACAGUGCCUGGGACGAGUUCUGCUCUUGAGAGGGCCACCUGGGGCAAGGCAUGAAGGACCUCCAGGUGACUGUAGCCAUGGAAUGAGGCUCCACCUUUGCCAUUAAAGAAACGUGAUGGCCUGGGGACACCGAUCCCAGAAGCUCCUUUAAUUCAGGUUUUACUCUGCACAGAAUGCUUGACUUCUGUGCGUCCCUUCACCCACUCAUAGAAAGAGAAGUCUUCCUAUUUCUCUGGGACAUGGUAAGGAUUCCGUAACGAAGCACUGAAGUGUGGGAAUAAUGUUUUUUCAAGAUUUUGCUUAUAUUAUUCAUAAUUUGAAUCAAGCUAUCAACCAUCAUUUUUUAUGUCAAAAAAUAUAGACCGUCUAUAAAAGUAACCACUGACUUUAAUUAACUGCCUCUUAAUGUGUAAAUUAUAUGCAUGCACAUGGAAUGUGAAUGACAUCAUUAGAUAUUAAAGCAUGCUUGAUUGUGAGAGAAUGUAUGUUGUUUUCCAUAGCAAGUUUGCCAUUUGAAGAUGAGAUGUUCAGAAUAUUUACACGACAUCCUAACUCUGUUACAAUCACUGUGAACAGUAGCAUGUAUUGUCCUUGUUAUCGCUAAUUAGUUGUGAUUAAGAACUGGUGAUAUGCAAUAAAUAUAAUGAAUGAGGGUAUAUAGAAAAGUGUUUUAUAAGGACAACAAUAAAGAAGAUAGCAUUUGGAAGGAA
Molecule: messenger RNA, 2886 nt
Organism: Oxyura jamaicensis (ruddy duck)
Lineage: Eukaryota; Metazoa; Chordata; Aves; Anseriformes; Anatidae
Gene: KCNK18
Product: potassium two pore domain channel subfamily K member 18
Exons: 3
Coding region: 263-1453 (396 amino acids)
Biological process (GO): stabilization of membrane potential; potassium ion transmembrane transport
Cellular component (GO): membrane
Molecular function (GO): potassium ion leak channel activity
Source: RefSeq, a predicted model, not a curated record